GCCACAGAACCGGGCCUUUUAUAAGCCAGGGCAGAAUGCUCGGAUUCAGAAAGCAAGAGCACUGACAGCCAGCACCUGGAGGCCACCAAUACAACAGGUGUACUUCCGUUCCCAGGGCAUGAAGUGAGCUGCGGGGGGCUCGGCGGCUGCGGGGGACGGCAGGAAGUGCCGCGACCUCGGGGGAUCUCUCUGCCGCGGGGUGUCCAGGAGCCAGCCCGGCCCGCCCAUGGCCCCCUACCACAUCAGGCCCUACCAGGACCAGGACUGGGAGGCCGUGAGGCAGUUGUUCUCCGAGGGCAUGCACGGGAACCUGCCCUCCGACUUCCGGGCCCUGCUGAAGAAGCCGCGGGCCCUGCUGGUGCUGCUGGGGGCGCCGCUGGCCCUGCUCUGGGGCUCGGGCUCCCCGCUCCUGGCCCUGCUGGCCUUCGCCGCCGUCCUGGCGGCCCAGUGGCUGACCCUGCGGCACUUCGUCGGGCAGUACGUGAGGAGCUGCUUGCGCGCCGACCUGCUGGACAUCCGGAAGGCCUACCUGCGGGGCCGGGGCUGCGGCUUCUGGGUGGCCGAGGCCGAGCGCCGGGUGGUGGGCACCGUGGGCGUGCGCCUGGCCCGGGAGCCGGUGGGCGCAGGGAGCUACCUGGAACUGUUCCGCCUGUCGGUGAAGAGCGCGCUCCGAGGCCGCGGGGUGGCCAGGGCCCUGGUGCAGACCGUGCUGCGCUUCGCCCGCGACCAGGGCUUUGACGGCGUGGUCCUGGAGACCAGCAGCGCCAACCGGCCCGCGCGGCGGCUUUACGAGAGCGCCGGCUUCCGGAAGUCCCGCGAGACCCGGUACUUCUUGGCCUGGUGGUUCGGCUUCUUCACAACCUGCCAUUUCCAGUGCGAUUUUUCCUCCCCCUCGUGACCCCCCGUGCCCCGCCCCCUCGCAGCCCUCGGGGGGCUCGCGGACGGGUCCGCACAGCGCGUCCCGCCAUUAAAGGCUGCCGACUUCCCUCACCCCGCUGGUGGUUUCCUUGUCGCCAAAAGCCUUUGCCCCGAAUCCCUUUGGACUGAGGAACAUCGCAGAGAAGGCAGUUCUUAGUAAAACCUGUAUUUUAAAUGUUCCAGUGGAGAAGAGUGAGGGUUUCCCUGGCCUAGGUGGAGACUACAUGUAUCCCAUCCCGCGUUUCCCCUCCCCCUUCUGAGUGUUUCCUGUCCCAGCAGAACAUUGGGCACCUUUGGCACAGACGGAGGGCUCCGGAAAGGGCCACAGCCGUCCCUCUAGUGCCCGGGUAUUAGAACUUCAACCCAAACGGCUUCUUGUUAAGCUUUUUCUUUUCAGAAUCCAUGCGUGGCUGUUUUCCCACACUGACCCUUGCACAGCUCGCGCUCCGGGCUUUCUCCUCCUGCCCCCUCCCCUAGAAGCAGCUAGACAUGCUAACAUAUAUGUUAAAUAUUUACACAAUUCUCUUGUUGCACAAGAAAAAUCAGAUCAAAAAGUAAAUGAACAAGAAAACAAAAUACAAGCAAACAACAAAAA
This is a messenger RNA of Antechinus flavipes (yellow-footed antechinus), 1513 nucleotides long. RefSeq names its product N-acetyltransferase 8-like. The record is from RefSeq and is a predicted model, not a curated record. Lineage: Eukaryota; Metazoa; Chordata; Mammalia; Dasyuromorphia; Dasyuridae. Gene Ontology annotation, molecular function: N-acetyltransferase activity. The coding region runs from base 227 to 898 and encodes 223 amino acids. The transcript is spliced from 2 exons.